CUGGCAUUCAAAAGUGUUCGGUUGGCGCGACGCACAGUUGGCGGGAACUUGAUAAGUCUCAUAGCCGAGACCCCCGACAAGGCGUGUUUUUUUCUCAUCUAAUAAUUCACAGAGUAUACACCCAUAAAACCAACUGCAGAAUGUGAAAGUGCAUAAAAUCGAAAUAGACCAAACAAGAAAGCAAGACGAGAGUGAAUUAAGUAAGCAAUUCCACAAAUACCAGAGACAAUGUAGAAGGCAAAAAAGAAAGAAAGUUGGUGCAAAAGUGAUUACCAUAAUUAUUCCCAAGUUGCGAAAGUGUGCGCCAAUAUCCAGUUAGCGCAAGUUAGCCAAUAAGCGCACGCAAAGGCAAUAAAUUGCCGUGUUGUUCGAAUAAAUUGCCCACAGCCACAGCAAACGAAAUCACAUUUUCCUUCGUGUUAAAAAUGUACGGCCCACUUUGCUAGCAACCACAACAACAGCCACACCCGCAGAAGCAGAAGCAGCGAGGGUUCAUCGUCAGCCGCCGCCAGACAUGGACAGUGUAAAAAGUGAAUAACAAAAACACAAAAAAAAAACAACAAUAACAACAAGAACAUGAAAAUAAGAGUCAACAAAAUGUGCCAAAAAUAGUAAAAGAUAGCCGGUGUACAGACCGCACACACACACACACACGGUCGAACGCGCGUCGACUUCUCAGACAGCCGGGCAAGUUGAAAAACAAAAAUUGAAAGACAAAAAAAAAAAAAAAGAAUUCAGUGACAGUGUCUGUGCGCUCUGACCUGGUCUAAGCAAAGCACGGCAGGCAAAUGAAUAAUUGGUGCUAAUCUUCACAAGCUGCGCGCGUGUGUGAGACGAUGUCUGAGCCGAGCGGCUGAAAAAUAUCACAUCACGACGGAUAAUACUUUACAUUAAGUGAAUAUGAAUUCUCUUGUUGCACACGCACAUUUAAAUAUUUAAGAAAAAUUUCAAAAGAAACGCUUUAGUUCGCCGCUUAAAAAGGGAUAAGCUUUUAUUCAGGAGAAAAUAAGUGAAAGAAAAUUGUUCGUGAAUUGAGCCAUCAACAGUGCAACAUAUACAUACAUACCCAGUCUGACAUGUGAUCAAAAGGGAUAUAACAGUUUGGCCGUCAUCACUUCUGCAGUCGAAGGUCUUCACAGGCGCAUGCAACGCACAUAUGUACUCUCUUCGCAACGACGAUGAACAACCGCAACAACUCAAUCAACGGCAUCAACACGAAAAGCAACAACAAUAACAGCAUUACAAUACAGCGCUUUGUGCCGACAGCACGAACAGCGACAACAGUACAAGAAGCGCCCAAAGCUACAGUAAUAGUAUUCCGAGCAUCAGCGACAGCAACAUCGCGAAUCCGGCUUACGGCACCAGCAAAAACAUCAGCAGCAAAAGCAAGAGCAACAGCAACAGGGCUGACAUAAGUUAAAUAAUUGCCGACGAAUUGGUGAGUCGUUCGUUCGUUCAUUCGCCCGCGUUGAAUCCGCUCAACAUGACGAGCUCGCCCGAGGUGACAGCGGCGUUGGGUGCGACGGGUGUGGCUGCAGCAGCCAGUGUAGAUGUGAAUGUGGGUGAGGGCGCUGACGAGACACCGCUCGAGUCCUACGACAACCUCGACGCAAUUAAUGAGAGCACCGAACUGCAGUGCCUGUUGCAGCAGCACAUCGAAACAACGACCUACGGCAAUGACAGCGCCUACUGCCUCACCCACUUCGACUCGAUCCUUUGCUGGCCGCGCACGCCGCGUGGCACUUGGGCGGCGCUGCCGUGUCUGCAGGAGUUCCAGGGCAUACAGUAUGACAGCUCACAGAAUGCGACGCGUUUCUGUCACGCCAACGGCACGUGGGAGAAAUACACUAAUUAUGACUUAUGCAUGCAUCUGCCCGCGCCGUCAACGGUACCUGAGUUCGAACCCAUCAUCGAGUUGCCAACAAUAAUUUACUAUAUCGGCUAUACAAUCAGCUUGGUCUCACUGACGUUGGCGAUAAUUGUCUUCGCCUAUUUCAAGGAAUUGCGCUGUUUACGCAAUUCAAUUCACGCCAAUUUAUUCUUCACAUACAUAAUGUCGGCGUUGCUGUGGAUACUCACUUUGUCCGUACAUAUUUCCAUACGAACGGGCCUAGGAGGUUGCGUUGUACUCGUCACACUCUUUCACUUCUUCACCUUAACCAAUUUCUUUUGGAUGCUCGUUGAAGGUCUCUAUUUGUAUAUGCUGGUUGUGAAGACAUUUUCCGGCGAUAACAUACGCUUUAAUAUAUACGCAAUCAUCGGUUGGGGUGGACCUGCAGCUUUUGUUGUCAUUUGGGCAAUCGCCAAGGGGUUAACAAUCUCCUAUGAUGUGGAAAAGUUCGACAUCGGUUGCCCGUGGAUGCGUGAGACUUAUGUGGAUUGGAUAUUUCAAGGUCCAGUGUGUGCGGUGUUGAUUAUGAAUUUAAUAUUUCUACUGAGAAUAAUGUGGGUGUUGAUAACCAAACUCCGCUCCGCCAACACAGUGGAGACGCGCCAAUAUCGCAAGGCAGCCAAAGCAUUGUUGGUGCUCAUUCCGCUCUUCGGCAUCACCUAUUUGGUGGUGUUGGCGGGUCCCAGCGAGAGUGGAGUCAUGAGUCACAUGUUCGCCGUGGUGCGAGCGUUGCUGCUCAGCACGCAGGGUUUCGCCGUGUCAUUGUUCUAUUGUUUCCUGAACUCCGAAGUGAGAAACACGCUGAGGCAUCAUGUUUCCACGUGGCGGGACGAGCGGAAUAUUCAACUCAAUCAAAGCCGAAGAUACACAACAAAAAGCUUCUCAAAGGAUUGCUCGCCGAGAACCGAGAGCACACGGCCACUCACCGCUUAUUACGGCAAGGGCAAGCGCGAGUCCAGCGUCUCAUCGGCCACCACCACCACUCUGCUGGGCCACAACCAGGGCCUGAGCGUGAACGCGAACAUCAGCGCGGUGAUGGCGUUGCAGCACGGCUCUAACGGCACUCUGCAGACGAUGCCCACCGUGACGACGCUGACCGUUAUGCCGCGAGCGAUUAGUCCGCUCAUGAAGCAAAAAUUCGAAGAAAAUUCCGUAUAAGAUAAAGGGCCACAAAGUAACAAAGCACUAACAUCUAUGAGUAGUAUUAUUAGUCAUUAUAUAUAUUGAUGAGUUAAGCUAUAUGAUAAGUUAUAUGUAAAGUUAAUGUAUACUAGAAAUAAGUCAAUAUUAUAAAAUAAUCAAACGUGGAAAGGGAAAUUAUUAUAUGCAAACUAACGAAUUUACUAUAAGUACUAACAAUUUUUUAACACAAUGUACUCUGUACUCUAGGCACCACUUAAAUGUGAAUAUUACUUAAAAAUGUUGUAGUUGUAAUUAAAAGAGUUGUAAAUAACUGAACAUUCUGUGUAAAUAUUGCAUUCACUUGUGUGUUUGUAUGUUUGUUGUAGUUAUAGCUUUUGGGAGUUGUACAAGAAUACUGGGCUUCAGUGUCUAAUAUUGAGAGAUAAUGACUUGAUAUUUGUAUAUGAAUCCUGUCAAUAGUUGUUGUAUGUAUAUUUAUGAAAAUCUCCAUGUAGCUUGGUGUGUAUAUGUGUAGUUGCUUAAGUUUAUAAUUAAGAGAACAAAAUAUAUGUAAAUGUGUUAAAUGUGAUGGAUUGUGUGUAUACUGAUAGUUAAAGUUAAGUAAAUAAAUAUUUUUCGAUUGAAUUUUCUGAAUUAAAAUUUUCUUAAAACUGUUCUGCUACAUUCAAGCUUGGCAAUAAUUUUAUAAUAUUUAAUAUUUUUUCUAAUUUUCUAGUCUACUUAAAGCAAUUUCUUUGAAAUUUUAUGUAAAUAAAAUAUAUAUACUUAACAAUACGUCUAUAUUCGUUAUUUCCAAAAAUCGUCGUGAAAUAUAUUUUACUGGUGUGUUUGGUAUUGUUAUUAACUAAAAAAAAUUGCUGA
Messenger RNA from Zeugodacus cucurbitae (melon fly), 3895 nucleotides. RefSeq names its product diuretic hormone receptor (gene Dh44-R1). The transcript has 14 exons. Bases 1484 to 3049 code for a protein of 521 amino acids. NCBI's taxonomy places the organism in Eukaryota, Metazoa, Arthropoda, Insecta, Diptera, Tephritidae. The record is from RefSeq and is a predicted model, not a curated record. Gene Ontology annotation, molecular function: G protein-coupled peptide receptor activity; diuretic hormone receptor activity; peptide hormone binding. Gene Ontology annotation, cellular component: plasma membrane. Gene Ontology annotation, biological process: adenylate cyclase-modulating G protein-coupled receptor signaling pathway; cell surface receptor signaling pathway.